UGUUUUCUAACCUGUCAGCAAGUUACGCUUUUCAUUACAGUGUCAAAAUCAAUUGUUGUAUUUUUUUUAUAAAUUUAAUAACAGUAGUUAUUAUUGUUGAUACUUUUAAUAUUUAAUUUUAAAAAAAAAACUUGAAAAAUGUCUGAACGAAAAGUAUUGAACAAAUACUAUCCACCUGAUUUCGAUCCUUCAAAAAUCCCUCGUAUGAAAUUGGCUCGAAAUCGCCAAUAUACUGUUCGGUUAAUGGCACCUUUCAACAUGAGAUGCAAGACGUGUGGAGAAUAUAUUUAUAAAGGAAAAAAGUUUAACGCAAGAAAAGAAGACGUCGAGGGAGAUGAUUAUCUAGGAAUAAGAAUUUAUCGAUUUUAUAUAAAAUGCACGAGAUGUUUACAGGAAAUAUCUUUUAAAACUGAUCCUCAAAAUACUGAUUACGAGAUUGAAGCAGGAGCCACGAGAAAUUUUAUGGCUUUGAAACUUGCUGAGGAGCAAGCCCAAAGAGAAGAAGAUGAAAAGCUUGAAGAAGAAGCAACCAAUCCAAUGAAGUUAUUGGAAAAAAGAACACAGCAAUCAAAACAAGAAUUAGAAUUAUUAGAAUCUUUAGAAGAGUUAAAAGAUUUAAACAGGCGACAACAAACGAUUGAUUAUGAUCAAAUGUUGGAACAAUAUGACACUCAGGCUGCUAAACAAAGAACCUUGAAAGAACAGGAAGAAUUAGAUGAACAAUAUGUGAAAUCUAUUUUCAAAAAAAGACAAUUGAAGGGAACAGUUGUUGAAGAGGAGGUUGUAGUACUACCUGAGGAAUGUGAAAAGCCUCCUGAGAAACUUAGAAAAGUAGAAGAUAAUUCCGAUUAUGUUGAAAGUACAGAAACUACACAAUCAAAGCCUUCAUCAUGGUCACAAUCAUGGUCAACUUCAACCACAUCAAGCUUAUUAAAAAAGAAAUCAACAUUUGGAGUUAAAAUUUCAGUAGGAACUUCUAACGAAAAAUUAUCAGAAACAACGACUUCGAAUUCAACAGAAUUAAAUAAAUCUGACAGCAAAAAUUUAGAUAAUAAAGAAUCAAGCGUUGAAUCUACAAAUGAACCAGAAGAACCAGUUAAAAGUGAAAAAAGUGAACAACAAAGUGGUUUAUCUUUAUUGGGUGCUUAUUCGAGUAGCAGUAGUGAUGAAGAAGGUUAAUGAUGAUUAUUGAUAGAUGAAUUAGAUUACAAAGUAAAUAAAUUUAUAUCAUGCAUUUGUAUUUUGAAUAUAAUUCUUGACAGUUUAAUUCAGUGAGAAUAGUUAUAAAAUACAAUGAUUGUAAAUAUUAAUAUAACUCAAAAAGAAUCGAAGCAUUUUAAUAUAAAUAUCAAAGUGUUCAAAGACCAAAAAUUUUU
This is a messenger RNA of Chelonus insularis, 1376 nucleotides long. RefSeq names its product splicing factor YJU2. The record is from RefSeq and is a predicted model, not a curated record. Gene Ontology annotation, biological process: mRNA splicing, via spliceosome. The coding region runs from base 139 to 1179 and encodes 346 amino acids. NCBI's taxonomy places the organism in Eukaryota, Metazoa, Arthropoda, Insecta, Hymenoptera, Braconidae. The transcript has 3 exons. Gene Ontology annotation, cellular component: U2-type catalytic step 1 spliceosome.